AUGAAAGACACGAGCUACGAGCCGUCUUUGUGGAACCGAAGGAUUUCGGAAAACGAAAUAAUGUACAAGGAAUGGGGCUUUCACGGGUCAUACGGUCAACAGCGUGUUAACGAUUGGGAUCAAGUCAAACUGAAUCUUUCACGAUUUUCACAAUCCCUUGUUGAUGUUCGAGAGAGAGUUCCGACCGCAGCUAAAAUUGAAAGUCAAGACUGCUUUCAGAGCGAGAGAAAAGCAUUGUCAAAUUGGUCCUCGACAACGGAAAUUGGGACAAGAGAGAUGGAAAGACCCCAAUUUCAAAUUACAAUUGAACAACCAAUUCGACAUGUUACGCCUUCCAGCACAAGCAGCGUUACAUUUCCUUUGUGGUCUAAGCCCCGCGGUCCUUACGGUAAAGGCCGUCGUUCAUCUGACGGUUUACUGGCUACAGCUAUUCCUUUCUCUGGAAGAAAAGCAAUGGUGUUUAGCCCUUUAUCUGAGGAGCACAGCGCGAACGAACAUCGAUCUGCUCAAACUGUUAACAAUUGUAACAGCAGGGUCUCGACGCUCAAUUGCCGCCGAUUUUCCGAUGGUUGCUUUCGCAGUGUUCCAUCGUACAAAGAAUUCAGAAAGGUCAGCGUGGUUUUACCACAGCCCCGGAGAAGCGUGAACGUAGAAUCGGUGGAGGAAAGUAACACUGAAGACUUUCCAGACGAGAAAAAACUACAGGAUUUUGAAAGUGCUGAUGGCAGCGAAAAUGAGGAGGACGACCGUUGGAAGGAAUUAGUGGCAAAGGCACAAGGAUUUAAGAGCGGUGGCGUAAACGGCGCGGGUAAACCAAGAGGAUUGCAAUUGGAAGACGUAAAAGAGAACGUUAGCCGUUCCUCAGAGAUGGAAGAAGCUUACAGCGACAUAAGCAGCGAGGCCUCUUUCUCAUCCUCCAGCAGCUCAUAUCACUCAUCGUCUGACAGUGAUAGCCAGUUUGGUAAUGCGCGAACAUUUAACCCUAUGUCCAGAGAAGUAACGAACUGCAAUUCAACUGAAGGCCACACAAGUGGGAGCUCUAAGGCUGCAGUUAAAAUCCGCCGAGCUUCCAUUCAACCUAAGUUUAACGGUUUCUCAGGGAGCAAUCAUACGCGCAGAUAUUCAGUAGCAACGUUUAGCCCCACGCGUUCGUUUGACGCCACGAACACGGCAAAGCUUUCUGGCUACAGCACGCAAAGCGCGUUAGAACAAGCGCGGCAACUUCUUAGCAGGUUGCAGUCAGAAGGAAAGAACAAAAAUAAGAAAGAGAGACUAGAAGAACUAAGCACAGCACUCAAGUGGAUUCUAGAAGAGCUUAACCGCAUUGAAACUCCAGACAGGCAGCUAGUGAGUUUGUUUAUAAGUUUGCGUGCCAAAAUAGUAAACUUAAAGGCUGAUCUAAAGUCGGAAGAAUUUGAUGCGACCUGUGUCGAUCCUGCUGAAAUCGGCAGCGCCCUACCGAUGCAAAAACUCAUGACCGAAGCCAGCAUUGACAAUGCCUGUUCCAGACGGUUUAGCUGGUGCUGAAAAGAAAAUAUUUUCUGUUUCAGGUAAGUUGUUAAGAAACUUGUUUUUCUUGCACAACACUUGAUAUUGUUUCCGUUUCACGCGUAACAGUUGGGAUAACGCAACAAGGCUUGGGCCCUCAAUGGCUUUAUAGCCGAACAACUUCAAACUGUGCUAGUGUUUGCGUUGCACCUCAAAAUUAAAACAAGUCUCAAUGUACACAAAGAAUAAUAAUGCUUGUUAUCAUGAAGAUUCAGUGAAGAGGGGUAUUAACAUUUUGAUUUCCUCGAAUAAAAUUAAAGUUCUUUUUUAGUCAUUGCCCAGCUGUUGGCAUUAGGGCCCGGGGGUGAAUAAAAUAAUUGCGUGGGAAAACCAUUCUUCCGCGAAAACGGUUAUAAGAGUAAUGAUCAAUUUUUUAACAGCCAAAACAACAUUCAUUGUCUUCUACUCUUAUCAGGAAUUUCCUUUGUUUUGCAAAUUACUCAAGUUCUCUUUUGAAGCCACUAGAUUCAACUCAAACAUACUAAACUGAGUUACAUGUGAUCCAUGACGAUGGUUUUUAAAGGAAACGUGGCCUUUGUCCGUUCGAAAUGGAGAGCAAAUAGAUACUUCAAAACAUAUCAUAGCAUUCUGUGAUUUCCGAUAGCCUGUCAUGAAAUUGGUAAUUUGUUCAUCUUCGUUUUGUAAAUAAGAAGUUAAGACAAUGUUUGAUUUUUCUCGACUUUCUUAACUUCAACAAACGUGUCAUAUUGCAAGGUUAAAUUAGAUCGAAAACGAAAGUGGAAAAUUCGGGAAAAGAUCUUAAGGUUUGCGUGUUUAGGCAGAGUAUUUUCAUUAUACUAAAACAAUAUAUUACUCAAGGGUCACAAGGUUAGGCUGGAGUAAUCUUAGUUCAAAGGAACGCAGUGCAAACAUUUAAGAACAACGUCAAAUUAAUGAGACGUUUUCAAUCAUGUGAUUUGUCUUCGCCUAUCAAAGGAUCGAGACAGGACUUUCCUAUUAGCGGAGGUGGCAUACAAAAAACUUUCUGACGCAAGUUAUAUUGAAUGAGUCAUUUUGGUCGUUUUUAGGAUGUUAGUUUUGUAAUAAGACCACUACCAGUCACUAUUUGGUAACCCAUAAUAUUGCUAAAGGGGCCCAACGAUAAAACUCAUCCAAAGAAAUAAAGGCAUUACCCAAAAUUCUGCCGAAGACUUCAUAGAGUUUUCAUUUUGUUGCUGGUAACACCAUAGAGGAUUUUUUACACAGGUUUUCAAAGUCAGAGAACAAAUAUUCUUGACGUAUAACUCAGUGUAGGAGUGCUUAUAUUCAAUACUGUCGGAAAUGGUACUUCUAGAAGUUGAAUUUAUAAUAGUGGUGCUCAUUUAACUAUUUUUAAUUGAAUGAUUUGUUUUCUGUCCAUAAAGCUGAACACACAAAAAAAUUGUACCUAGAGUUUUUUAUUAAGUAUGCCAAACCUCCUGCGAUAUUUGUUUUAGUUUGUUUUGUUUUAUUUUCUUUUGUAUUUUAUUUCUGCUAUGAGGAUCAUGUCCAGACAUGUAAUGAUUACGAAGCACAUUAAACUGCCUUAUUUCUUUUUCUUAACGUAAAUUCAACUUCUCGUUUUUUUUGUAUCUUGGAAAUUUUAUUUGCGUUCGCACGGAAAAGGAAAUAAUUAGCUCGUUCCGGAACUUUAAUGAUUAUGGUUCAUUCGCGUGUCACCGCGCGCGAUCACACAGUUGCCGAGAUGCUAAGGUGAAAACUGACGUGCUCUUUUUAAUAUCCAACAGCUACCAAAAUAUAUUUGCGACGAAAAUGGACUUAAUACGAGUUAACACAGGCAAGAAACGUGGCAGUAAUUGGCUAGGAAUAAUUGGCUAACCGUCUUAGAGCAGAGCUAAUCCUAUGUAAUUUAUUGUGUAUUUGUGAGUCGGGCAAGAAUCACGUUCUUUCAGUCGUGUGGAUAAAAUCUGAUAUAUUGGCAUUUGCGAAACAAAGUUUUGUGAGUUUAAUCAAUAUAAUCCGACUAUUGUAAUGUUGAGCGCUGAGACUCAUGCUGGCAGGCACGUAUAACUUAUGGUACUGCAUGACUACUUAAAUAGUAGAGGGAAUAUGUUUUUGAUAUAUGCGCUGUGAUCUGUUGGAAAAAAGAGAGCUUCUCAGACUCUUGUCGCCUUUCAAAUAACGGGCUUGAUGAAGAAAUAGGAAAACUAUAAUGAUUUACCGGUCGCUCAAAAGAGUUUUGAGUGACGUGAGAAGAGUCGCAAAUAUUUUACAAAUAUUUUAAACAAAAAACUGAAGAUGGCUCUUUUAAAAAAGCAGGCUCUUCCUUUUACAGUCCUGUUCCAGCUGGUAAACCGUGUUAGUAAAGGCUGAGUACGAGCCAAAGGCCCUGUGAUAUCAGGCUGGAGCUUGUCUUAAUUUCCAUAGCGUGGCGUGAAGCGACUAGGAAUAUUUCUUCUCCAUCCCCCCCCCCCCCCCCCCCCCCCCCCCCCCCCCCCCCCCCCCUUUAAAAGAAGAAGCCCUGUCAUUGUACAGCCGCGUUCCACGUGGUAACCCUGGUUAGAAAGGGUUGUGAAGGAGCGAAAGCCCUGGUGAUAUCUGGCUGGGUUUUUUUUUAUUUCCCAUGGCGGGGGGGGAGCCGCCAGGGAAUUUUUCUUCCCCCUCCCCCCCCCCCCCCCCCCCCCGCCGUACCCUUCUGCACACGUAAGUGCUGUGAGACAUAAUGAGAGUGAAGCUAUAUCCGAACAUUAGGAUUGAUUUACAGCUCCUGAUCGAGCGAAUCAAUUAGCCCGCGAUUUCUCCCUGAAGGGAAGAAAACAGAUCCGAAAGAUCGGCGAAAACCGAACCUUUCCGAAAGCUGCCUCGUCCCCUGUCGUCUCUAUUUAGGUCGCACGCUGAGAACGGAAGGCGCGAAGCGUGACAGAAGGGAGCGCGAGGGGUGAUGGGAAGGAGGAAAACGUCAUCCCUCGCGAUCGCGCUCCCCUUGACCGCCCUUAUCUCAUUGUAGGAGACUGAGAGACGACUGAGGGCGAGUCAGGCCUGAAAAUAUAUCCUCUAAAAAAAGAAUCUCCACGACGAAACUUUUUGAUGGCAGCGUUUAACCUUCAGUCUGUUGAAGAAUUACUGGUUUAAUAGUACUGAGAACAAAAAGGAAUGAAACUCCCCAGUACACUUAAAUGUGUUAAGGUAUUUUACAAGAUUAAAUAUUCUUGAAGACUUCAAACAAAAACUUUCAAAAAAACUUACAUGUAAUGUCUUUAAUCUCUUUAGAUUAUGAAGCGUUGUGCAAGAGGGAUGAGCGUCUAUACGUGACUACUGCAAGUAGAACUUUGUUGGUAUUUUAACAUAAAAUCAACUUUUAAAAAUAUUGGUUGUUUGAUAGACAAGCAGUGACUCUUUAUAAAAGAUAGAAACGUGAGGCACAGCCCAAGUGAUUUUAGACGUCAUAACAAAGUCUGAACUGCUCUAUUUGACCAUAAGAAAACUGAAGUUACGUAAAAGCUACGAUUUAAAGAACUAAUUAGACAUUCAUUUUUUUUCUUUCUGAAUGGUUAGAGGUUUUGAAAUAAGUGAAAAGGUCAUGUAUUAAGAAGGUGAUCUGUUUUCAAAUAGUCUCUUGUUAACUGUAUUUAUGGUUUAGUAAUUAGUAUAUGAAUAAUUUUGGAAAAAGAAAAAGUAGUAGAAAUUAUAGUGAUUCACAAUGUAAAUAGAUAGUACGUGCUAUGAGUUGGAUUUUAUAUAUUAAUUCAGUUGUUUUGUAGGAUAGAAUCCGAUAGCCGUGCUUUUUUAUUGUCACAAUCGUACAACAGACAAAACAGAAAACAACUGUUAUUUUAUCGAUCUCAUAAUUGUUAUUGGUGUACACUUAAGCCGGAUCGAACUACAUAUGUACCUUCUGACUUUCUCCUUUUCUUUACCUUUAAGCGUCUUAGAGAAAAGGAUGUGGGAUGAAGAGCGAGUUAAGGGCUCCACCACUUAA
Messenger RNA from Porites evermanni, 5467 nucleotides. The record is from the annotation of a GenBank genome assembly. Lineage: Eukaryota; Metazoa; Cnidaria; Anthozoa; Scleractinia; Poritidae.